Molecule: messenger RNA, 1185 nt
Organism: Purpureocillium takamizusanense
Lineage: Eukaryota; Fungi; Ascomycota; Sordariomycetes; Hypocreales; Ophiocordycipitaceae
Exons: 2
Coding region: 73-1071 (332 amino acids)
Source: RefSeq, a predicted model, not a curated record
UAUCAUUCGCCUCCCAAACGACUUCUCCGAGCCGCAUCGUUAUGGUGUAUUCGUCUCCAUCUUCAUUCCAGCAUGAGCUUUACUAGCAGGCUUUUGUCCAUGGCUCGCGAUGAGCGGGUGGUCUUGGUGGUUAUUGGCUGUGCCGCCUUCGGACUCGUCAGCACCAUGGUCACCGCCCUCACGCUUGUCCGUGACGACAACGAGAUGCCCACUCCGGAGCCAAAGACGCAAUACAUCACCCAGGAGACCGAGGAUGCGCUGAAAGCCGGGACCCUGGAAAAGCUCUUAAACCAUCCAAACUACUCUAUCAGAGAAGUCGCCACGAGGAUUCUCUGCGAUCGGGCCAUGAACGAUUCCGACACGACGGACUAUCUGUUGUAUGGAAUCACAAGGCCAGAUUACGGCGAACGCAUGCGGUGUCUAAGAGCACUUGCUCUUCUAACUGCGCAGAUGAUGGGCCUCGAUGGGUUGGCCAAGUUGAACAGCGAAAAGGCCUAUCGGGCCCUUGUGCGAUCGCUUGAGCUCAGCCUUGAGGACGGCGAGCUACCUGAUCUCAGCAACACUCACUGGGACGAGUACUAUCUCCGAGACAUGGCAGAGCGGUUUUGCCUAAUGUUCAUCCUCGAACUGAUCAAUAAGUAUGGAGCAACGAUGCUCAUCAAAGCCCAGUUUGUCGAGAAGUGGCUCGCGAAGCAGGACUGGGGCGAAGACCCCCAAGAGAGGCGUCGUAGGUUCAAAGAUUACAUGGAGUUGAAGAACAACAGGAUAGUGGACAUUGUCGGCCGCAUCAAGCAUCUCAAGCGCGGCCUGCGCGCCUUGGAAAAGGCCGGAUUGAUGGACAAGGAUAACACGCGGCGGCGCAUUCGGGAAUUGCCUGAUCUCAUCAUGGAGAUUGAGGAAGAGAUUGUGGCAGAGCAGCCUGCAGAACAGCAAUCUCGACGGACACGCGAGCAUUCUGCCGAGGAGCGAAGAUUACGACGGCAACACAGGGAGGCCAUGGUCCUCAAUGAUGGCACGAGACCGCUGGGGAGAGGGGACAUUAUUGAGCGGGAUCAUGGUUCACCGACUUGAUGAAGUAUGGACGGCGGACAAUCAGCGAAGAAUAUGAUAGCCAGCGUUUUUAUCAUGAUUUCCCCACGGGCUAUGCCCGCAAUAGCAAUACCAACUUGACUGCUAAUGAUGAGA